AUGACCAUACAAGACGAAGAGAUACGGCGAAUUUGGGAGGUCGAAAACACAGGCAUCAACGAAAACCCCUCACCAACGGCUGCGGGUAAUGAAGUACUGGCAGAGUUUCAGCGUAACAUAAAGAUUGCCAACGGGCGUUAUGAGGUGUGCCUCCCCUGGAAGCACAUCGACGUCCCCUUGCGUGACAAUCGCGAUAUUGCGGAGAAAAGACUGAGGCGGUUGGUAAAUCGGCUGGCACAUGAUGACGAGCUGAUUACGGAGUACGACAAAAAUAUUCGAGCCUAUCUGCUGAGCGGCCAUGCUGAACCAGUGCCUGCAUCUGGGUCGAAGCCAUCCAAACGCGUGUACUACAUGCCCCAUCGUGAGGUCAUCCGACCUCAGUCAACGUCAACGAAAAUGCGGGUCGUCUUUGACGCGUCAUCGCAUUCUGGCUCUUGUACAUCUCUCAACGACCACCUAGAAAAGGGGCCAAAGGUGCAACCAGACUUGUUGGACGUAUUGAUCCGCUUCAGAAUGCACUCAAUUGGAAUUACUGCGGACAUAGAAAAGGCUUUUCUGCAGAUCAGCGUUGACGAACGCGACAGGGAUGCCUUGCGUUUCUUAUGGUUUGACCAUGUGCCGCAGCGGAAGAACUUAACCCUCAGUACGAAUAUUGUGGAAUGGCGGAUGCAGCGUGUACCUUUCGGCACAUCGGCUAGUCCAUUCCUGCUCGCGGCAACGCUACUGUACCAUUUCAACUGCGUCACCGGUGGUCUGCAGGAGACGGCUGAGGUCCUAGCCUCAUCAUUCUAUGUUGACGACCUUCUGACCGGAGCAGCGGACGUGGAGUCAGCAAUUAAGCUCUACAGGGAAGCAAACGACAUCACUGAGAAAGCGAAAAUGCGCCUAUGCAAGUGGGCUUCUAACUGUGCAACUCUUCGAGAUGUUUUUGCUCCAGAGGAGGGGGUUGUCCCGAACAGUGACUGCAAGACGACAAAGGUGCUUGGGACGGUGUGGGACAAAAGCGAGGAUACACUUUCGUGUAGUUUAGACUCAAUCCUCAACUACGUCGAUCGCCUCACAGGCACCAAACGCAACGUACUGCAAGCUGCAGCCAGGAUUUACGACCCUCUCGGAUUCCUUAAUCCGUUCACCGUGCGAGCAAAAAUGCUGUUCCAAGCUUUGUGGGUUGAGGAGAAUGAGUGGGAUUCACCUAUGUCAGAAGACAAGCAAAAACUCUGGAACGAAUGGUGCAGCGAAAUUCCGGAACUGACAAAGGUCAGCGUGGACCGUUGCUUCCUGCCAAGCGGUCACAGAAAUCCGCAACUCCACAUAUUUUGUGACGCAAGUCCCAAGGGCUACGGGGCUGUAGCGUAUCUUCGAGUUGAGAACAAAGACGGAACUGUGACAUCAACAAUUGUUCUCUCUAAAUCUCGAGUAGCCCCCCUUAAAAAGUUGACCCUGCCUCGCCUGGAACUAAUGGCUGCGUUGAUCGGCUCGAGAAUGUUGAACUACCUUAGGCGGACCUGCACAGGAUUGGAUUUUGACUACUUCCUAUGGUCGGACUCAAUGAUUGCGCUUUGGUGGAUAAGAAGACCCCCGAGUGAAUGGAAGCAGUUCGUGAGCAACCGCGUUGAGGAAAUUCAGCAAAAGACCGAUCACCGAAGAUGGAAACAUUGUCCGGGGACGGACAACCCUGCCGAUUGUCUUACUAGAGGCAUGCCCGCGAGGGCACUGGUGGAUAGCAGCACCUGGUGGCAGGGACCCGCUUGGCUUCAUCUCGACUCGUCAAGUUGGCCAAACAGCGACGUCGAAUGGGACGACAUGACAAACGACGAGAGGAGUUUCAAAUCUAGCAUCCUGCAAGUCUCGGUGUCAUCGAAUUCGGCAAUCAUGGAUGCAGAGAAAUACAGCAGCCACCGGAGACUGACAAGAGUUACCGCUUGGGUCCUACGCUUCGAGCGUAACGUGCGAUGCCGUAACGGUCGAACUGUCGGCACUCUAACGGUCAAGGAGCUCAACGACGCGGAUAACCUUUGGGUAAAGCAGGCACAGGCGGAGCAUUUCGCCGAGGAGGUUAAUCUGCUACAGAUGGGUCAUCCAGUGGCACCUGAUUCAAAGUUGACCAAUCUGCGACCGUACCUGGACGACAACGGCAUCAUACGCUUACGGACGAGACUGCAGUGCGGAGCAGAUGGAGAGGACGUGAAAUGUCCAAUCAUACUUCCCCGCGCGCAUCACUACACGAAACUUGUUGUGGAACGUGCUCAUCACAGAACACUGCACGGAGGCUUGCAAGACACAUUGAACGAAGUAAGAGAGCGCUGGUGGAUUCCACAAGGCCGACAACUAACAAAAGCGCUCAUAUUCCGAUGCAUCACCUGCUCGCGUAAUCGGGUCAAGGCAGCUUCAGCUCCCACUGCUCCACUGCCAUCUGACAGAAUUACUCCCAACCAGCCCUUCGAAGUAGUGGGAGUGGACUUUGCUGGGCCUGUGAUGGUGCGAUCCGAGCGCGGCUCGUCAAAGUCGUACAUUGCGCUUUUUACGUGCGCAACAACGCGGGCCGUGCACUUCGAACUCGUUUCGGAUCUUACAGCACGCUCAUUUCUCAUGGCGUUUCGCCGUUUCGUUUCCCGACGAGGAUUACCGAAUACUGUGUACUCGGACAAUGCAUUGACCUUCAAGAAAGCGUGCCGGGAUAUUCAGAAGUUGCAGACGGCUGUGCGACAGAGCGAGAUCCAGGAUUAUUUCGCCUCCCACCAAAUAAAGUGGAAAUUCAUCGUUGAGAGGGCAGCGUGGUGGGGCGGCUGGUGGGAAAGGCUAGUGCGUACGACGAAGCAGUGUCUCCGAAAGGUACUUGGACGACAGUCUUUAACGUUCGAAGAGAUGAUGACUGUGCUGCAGGACGCCGAAGCGUCGAUAAAUUCUCGCCCGCUUACGUACUUACACGCAUCACCUGACGAGCCUGCCGCGUUGACGCCUGCUCACCUGCUGAUUGGUCGACGACUCAUCGCACUUCCGAGUGGUGAACAUCAACAGCCGUCAUCAUCUGCGACCGACCUUUCCCGUCGAUGGUGUCACCGCCAGAGAAUAGCUGAUCAUUUCUGGAGAAGGUGGCACAGAGAAUAUCUGCUACAUCUGAGGUCUGCCCACGUCUCUAAGCCCGUGGGGUACCAUUCGCUGAAGGAAGGAGAUCUUGCCUUACUGCAUGAAGACAAGGUUCCACGCAAUCUUUGGAAAACCGUGCGGGUUGUGACGCUACACAAGGGAAGGGAUGACAAAGUCCGAGCAUGUACCAUAAAGCUGCCAACGGGGAACGUGACAAGAAGACCGGUACAGCUACUAUACCCCCUUGAAGCAUUGCUGGGAUGA
Messenger RNA from Ornithodoros turicata, 3351 nucleotides. RefSeq lists its product as uncharacterized. Gene Ontology annotation, molecular function: nucleic acid binding. Gene Ontology annotation, biological process: DNA integration. The coding region runs from base 1 to 3351 and encodes 1116 amino acids. The transcript has a single exon. The record is from RefSeq and is a predicted model, not a curated record. NCBI's taxonomy places the organism in Eukaryota, Metazoa, Arthropoda, Arachnida, Ixodida, Argasidae.